AUGGCACAAUCAGUUUUGAUCAGGAAACGAGGCACAAUCAAAGCCAAGUUGGCUCAUUUUGAAAAAUUCUUGAACAGCGUACAGCCUCAAGAUUUAGACAGACAAACUAUAAUUCAUAUGCAAGAACGGUGUACUAAAUUCGAAACCCUUUUUGACAGCUUCGAUGAAAUUCAGUCAGAAAUUGAAUGUGAAUCAGAUAAUCCAGAAGCAUGCUAUGCAGAAAGAGAGGAUUUUGAAACCAAGUUCUAUCUUCAGCUCUCAAGAGCUAAAUGUUUAUUAGAAUCACAAAGUAAUCUCAGUAACAACAUUCCUCACAACAAUGAUGACACUAAAUCACAACAAUCUGAAUCUGAUACGCAAUCAAUUUCAGAGCAAUCAGUUUACACACAAGUAUCAGUAACCCAAGUUGAUGAGAUCAAUGAUACACACAAUGAAUCCAAUGAGGUCAAGGUAGGUGCCACCCAAUGCACUCUAGUAGCAGCACAGAAUGCCUUACUUGCCACAGCACAGGUGGAUGUCACAGACAAGAUAACCUCAAUGGUUCCUGACAAUAAUAUUCCUAUUCAACAUUUCAAUUUACCAGUCAACAUCAAACUGGCAGAUCCAGAAUUCAAUGUUACACGAAAUAUUGACAUUUUAAUCGGUGCAGAUGUUUUUUGGCAAAUCUUAGAGAGUGAACGCAUCAACAUUAGUAAAGAUUUACCCAUUUUGCAAAAUACCAAAUUAGGUUGGGUCCUCGCUGGUCCAUUAUCCAUGCCAGUCACAAAAACUCACUGUCAUUUGUCAGUAACAGAUCCUUUACAGAAUCAGUUAAGAAAGUUCUGGGAGCUGGAAGAAAUCCCAUUUGAUUCCCCGGCUUGGUCCCCAGAAGAGCGUUUAUGCGAAAAACAUUUUAUUGAAAAUCUGCAAGUUUUAGAAAACGGACGUUUCAUGGUGUCAUUGCCAUUCAAAGAAUCUCCAGACAAGCUGGGUCAUUCACGAGAGUUAUUAGACCGCCUGCACAGCCAUUUUUGGACUAGAUGGAGCAAAGAAUAUAUCAGCGAACUGCAACAGCGCUGUCGUUGGAAGCAAACCCGAGGAGAUCUACAGAUAGAACAGCUAGUGCUAAUGAAAGACGACAACGCCCCUCCAGCCAAGUGGCGUCUUGGAAGAGUCAUUCAGCUGUCACCUGGCACCGACGGCGUCCCCCGAGUUGCAUCGUUGAAAACCGAGAACGGAAUGACUUCUAGAGCUAUCAACCGCCUGGUUCCAUUGCCGGUUGUCCAUCCGCAGGAUUCCCAAGGCCCGGGGCAUGUAUGUGCUACGCCACUGGCAAAAUGGGUUUCGACCAUCUCCCGCAGGAGUGCGCCACCAUCCAGCGCGCAGCCUACCACUGCCGACCGGAAGACCGUUGAAUUUUGA
Messenger RNA from Acanthoscelides obtectus, 1401 nucleotides. The record is from the annotation of a GenBank genome assembly. NCBI's taxonomy places the organism in Eukaryota, Metazoa, Arthropoda, Insecta, Coleoptera, Chrysomelidae.